GAAAAACAACUCAAACAACUCAUCCAACAAUCCUAGCAAUUCUUUAAACUAAGGAUGGCAUCACGCCGGAGCCGGAGAGUAGCCGGAGAAGCAGAGCUAGAGAUUUCGAUACCGAACCAUUUCCGGUGCCCGAUAUCAUUAGAGCUCAUGAAAGAUCCGGUUACAGUGUCCACAGGCAUCACAUAUGAUCGGCAAAGCAUAGAAAGAUGGAUGGACAUGGGUCACUCAAUGUGUCCGGUGACCAACCAGACCAUGCACACUGAUCAUGAGCUCAUUCCCAACCAUAUCAUUCGGAGAAGGAUCCAAGAUUGGUGUGUGGCUCAUAAGGCUCUUGGUAUUGAGAGAAUUCCAACUCCAAGGAUCCCGGUGUCUCCGGCCAUGGCCUCUCAGCUUCUCUCGGAGAUUGCUUCGAUUAGUCAGCUCGGAGAUGUUCAAAGAAAUCUUGAAUUGGUUAUGAGAGUUAAGGCUUUGGUGAAGGAGAGUGAGCGCAAUCGCCGGUGUUUCAUGUCAUCGGGUGCCGGCCGGGUGUUUGCUUGCUCCUUCAGUGAGUUUGCUAGUAAUACGUCGAAGUUCUCCGGUGUAUUGGAAGAGAUUUUAUCAGUGAUCACUGCAAUGGCACCAUUGGAUGAAGAUGCUUGCUGGCAUCUUAGCUCACCGGAAUCCAUGUCUUUCAUUGUAUAUAUGUUACAGUGUGGUGAUCUUGGCCGGAGACUUAAUGCAGUUGUAGCGGUGAAAGAGCUUGUAUCAAGAAGUAAGAAUGCUGUAGAGAUCGUGGCGGAGACCGAAGGAUUAGUCGAAGCAUUGGUUAAGCUUAUUAAAGAACCGAUAUCGCCUCAGACGACAAAGGCUUCACUUGUGGCUACUUACUAUUUGGUGUCCUCCGCUGAGAAGACGGCCGAGAGGUUUGUCGAAUUGGGGAUUGUUUCAUUGCUACUAGAAAUGCUUGUGGACUCGGAGAAGAGCAUGUCGGAGAAGGCUCUUGCGGUGUUGGAUUCGGUGUUAGUGUGCGAAAAGGCGAAGAAUGAUGCAUAUGAUAAUGCUCUUGCAUUGCCGGUGUUGGUGAAGAAGAUGUUUAGGAUCUCCGAUAUGGCGACGGAGUUUGCAGUUUCAGCAAUUUGGAAACUUUGCAAGAAAGGAGGAGAAGAGUGCUUGAUAGAGGCUCUGCAAGUUGGUGCAUUUCAGAAGCUCUUGUUGCUCUUGCAAGUAGGUUGCAGUGGUGAAACAAAGGAGAAGGCCACUCAGUUGCUUAAGCUUAUGAAUGGUUCUAAGAAGAAGUUGGAAUGCAUUGAUGUUAUGGAUUUUAGAGGAUUGAAGAGAUCUCUUUAAUUCAUCACAAACAUGAAUGAUGUUUUAUUUUCUUGUUUUUUUUAAAAGUGAUUUUUGUGUAGAUGAGUGUAUAAAAGAUGAAAUGUGAAAUUCAGAAAAAAGAGGAGUUCUCAUCA
Dioscorea cayenensis subsp. rotundata (Guinea yam) is the source of this 1442-nucleotide messenger RNA. Its product is annotated as U-box domain-containing protein 21-like. Gene Ontology annotation, molecular function: ubiquitin protein ligase activity. The record is from RefSeq and is a predicted model, not a curated record. Lineage: Eukaryota; Viridiplantae; Streptophyta; Magnoliopsida; Dioscoreales; Dioscoreaceae. Gene Ontology annotation, biological process: protein ubiquitination.